Molecule: messenger RNA, 657 nt
Organism: Sesamum indicum (sesame)
Lineage: Eukaryota; Viridiplantae; Streptophyta; Magnoliopsida; Lamiales; Pedaliaceae
Product: small ribosomal subunit protein uS14z/uS14y/uS14x
Biological process (GO): cytoplasmic translation
Cellular component (GO): cytosolic small ribosomal subunit; ribosome
Molecular function (GO): structural constituent of ribosome; zinc ion binding
Source: RefSeq, a predicted model, not a curated record
ACUUGCUGGAACCGGGGGUGGAGCAAUUAGGGUUCAUACAAUCGGCGCCUCUUUCACUGUUUUCCGAAAUUAGGGUUUCUUAGACGCAGAGAGAGGAAAAUGGGUCACUCCAACAUCUGGAACUCGCAUCCCAAAAACUACGGCCCUGGCUCACGCACUUGCCGUGUGUGCGGAAAUCCUCAUGGGUUGAUUCGGAAGUAUGGGCUGAUGUGCUGCAGGCAGUGCUUCCGCAGCAACGCCAAGGAAAUUGGCUUCAUCAAGUACCGUUAAUGAUGUGACUCUGUCCAAGUCUUGAAGUGAAGAGCUCUACAGAUGGAAUUAGCUGAAAUGACUGGAGGGCUUGUGCAUUUUGAGAUAAACAGCUGGUCUAAUUUUGAUCUUUCUUGAUUUUCUCUCCGUAGACAUAUUAUUUAUGUUGAUUUUCUAUGACUAGUGUCUCAAGCUUUAACUAGUUGUAUGUCAAUUUUUGGUGCUGAUGUUGUGGGACGCAAACUUCUUCGGCAUCUCUGGCAAUGUUAACUCAAAGAAUGCAGGAGUUUCAGAUGUUUUUGCCAAUCCUAAUGUCAAACUUGGCCUGUUGGCAUGAAACUCUAUGGUUAGUAUCAGCACUAUGUGACAAUCAAAACGAUCGCCAUUUACCGUACAGGGUAAAAGAAA